Molecule: messenger RNA, 890 nt
Organism: Drosophila innubila
Lineage: Eukaryota; Metazoa; Arthropoda; Insecta; Diptera; Drosophilidae
Product: methyltransferase-like protein 23
Exons: 2
Coding region: 96-851 (251 amino acids)
Cellular component (GO): cytoplasm; nucleus
Source: RefSeq, a predicted model, not a curated record
AGCUAGCAAACAGGUUGUAAACAAAAAACUUACUGCUGUAAAAAAGUCUAAUUUAUAAAUAAAAACUACAUUUUUCGUCGCAUGUUCGUGUAAAAAUGCGUUUUCACAUGAACGGAAGCAGCGAUGAUAAUGAAAUUGUGGCUAUCACAGCCAGCGCUGAACAUAUGCGCAAGUUUGUAUUCACUUGCAACGUUGAUGCAGUCGCAGAGCGCUUGGAAAUUAAAAUACCAGAAAUCCUACAGGGCGCGUACUCAUUCUACACCUGGCCCAGCGCCCCAGUUCUCGCACACUUUUUAUGGGAGCGUCGCCAAACUCUUGUGUGCAAACGCAUCCUGGAACUGGGAGCUGGAACUGCACUGCCUGGAAUACUUGCUGCUAAAUGCGGUGCUCAGGUGGUUCUGAGCGAUAAUUGUAUACUUCCCAAAUCCUUGGCACACAUACGCAAAUCCUGUAUGGCCAAUCAACUACAGCCAGGAGUUGACAUCGACGUGGUAGGCUUAAGUUGGGGCCUCUUACUCAAUAGUGUAUUUCGACUGCCACCAUUGGACCUUAUCAUAGCAGCCGACUGCUUCUAUGAUCCCACCGUUUUUGAGGAUAUAAUCGUGACGGUGGCGUUUCUAUUGGAACGAAAUAGGGGCGCCAAAUUCAUAUUCACAUACCAGGAGAGAAGCGCGGAUUGGUCAAUUGAAGCGCUACUUAAAAAAUGGAAACUGCACGCAUCGAGCAUAAAUAUGGACGAAAUUGGCAAGCAUUCCGGUGUGGAUAUGAUGGAAUUUAUGGGUGGGCAUACGAUACACCUACUAGAGAUUACGCUCAUCGACGAAGAUCGAGUGGGGGAUAUAGUUGAGUAAGCAUAAAAAUUAGUUUGAACAAAUAAAUUUAUAGACUUA